Lachancea dasiensis is the source of this 1698-nucleotide messenger RNA. The record is from the annotation of a GenBank genome assembly. NCBI's taxonomy places the organism in Eukaryota, Fungi, Ascomycota, Saccharomycetes, Saccharomycetales, Saccharomycetaceae.
AUGGGGCUUCUCACCAGAAUAAAAGCCUCCCAUUAUCGUAAGGAGGAAAUUGGCGAGCCCGGCUUAAGCGGACUGAUAGACAAGACUGGGAAGAAAAGCUACAACUACUCAGGGAGCGGCAAUUUCAAGGCUGGAAGCCCAGCAAGGGACUUUUACAUAAAUCAGGAGGCGCCUCAUCAUGUCUGGAAACCCAACGAGUACAUUUGUGGGGAAGUGGUCCUUGUGCUAAAGCAGAGCUUGGAGAACGUAGCUGUGACUCUCUCACUGGUGGGAGAGGUCAAGAUUCGGGGCCUGGGGCCCCGAACCCGUUCGGAAAAGCUUUUCGAACGAUCAACAGUGGUGUAUGGAGAGCAACAAGACGUGCCAUCAAACAGUGAGGAAUCAGUACUAAAUGGCUUAACGAAAGGCGAGCAUCGUUUCCCGUUUCGACUUAAACUGCCGUCCAACAAUAUCUUCACCUCCAUAAAAUUUGAAAGAGGAUCAGUAUCUUACUGCCUUCGAUGCACUCUAGAGCCGAUUCUUGGCCAAAACAUGAAUAAGGUCAUCGCGUCGUGCGAAAAGAACAUCUCUGUGAAGGUUCCCUUGGAUGUGAGUAAAGUUCCGAAGCCAAAAACGAAGACAGUGGUACUCCAGUCUCCCUCAGCUGUAAAGCACAACAAGACCGAACAGGAUAGUAGUUCUAGCUACACUAAGCGGACCACUGGAUCUAGAAAUUCAGGCUCUACCGUUGUAUCGUCGGGCACUUCGAAAACCGUCACCAUAAGUGUCGACUUGCCGUCCUCCGGAUAUGUCAUCGGAGAAGUGAUACCCAUCAAAUUGCAACUUGACCAUUAUCGCGAGUAUUCGCACUCUGCAGGACUAAUAGCAACACUGGUACGCAUUUGUCGCGUCGGCGAUGCCACGAAAGAAAAUUUGAUCGAAACGUAUCGUAAAGACAUCUGCCAAACCGUCUCUCCGAUCUACGUUAAUCCAGAAACCCUAGGCUGCUGUGUAACGGUUUAUUUGAAAGUUCCACUAGAUGCUUUCCCUACUCUGCAGCUGCCAAAUAAAAGGUUCACCUUUCAAUAUUACGUUGAGGUUUUGGUCAACUUAUCAAAGAAGAAUCUCGCCUACACGGAGUCAAACAGAGUGGUGGACACGACAAAUAAUUCUCCAGUAUCGAACUUGCCGGGCAAGUCAAUAGAAGAGACCCUCACGUUUUUACAAAGGAAAAUGCAGCCAGGUUUGGCUUCUAAGAGUUUUCAGGACGACGACCGAGAAUCAAUGAUUUUCUACCAAGAUAUGAUUAAUGUCGACAAAUUGAAGAGACUACGCAAUGUCACUGGAAUGUCCAUAGAGGUUGUUGUUGGUACAACAAGAUCUGUUUCAGAAAAUGAGGCACCAGAACAGUCUCUGUCAACGAGUCCCUCGGCUGUGCUACCAGUUGCAGAGGCUGUAGAGGAUGAACAUGAAAUUGCGGGCUCUACGGUGGCGGAGCACCCAACCCAUCCAAUAAACUCCGAGGACUAUACAUACACCAGAGAGUCAAAGCGGUACGAAGCGCCGCGCCCGAACUAUUGGUUUGAUCACGAAGAGCUCUCCAGUUUACCACUUCCCGUGUACACGCCCAAUGGUCACAUUAAUAUAAAAGAAGACAAAGACGAAAUGGAGCUGCAAAGAUUAAAAGAGCUCGAGAGCGAGCCACCAAUGACCAUUUGA